ACCUUCAUCAUGUCACUCUGGUUCUGCAACUUGCUGAAUUUGGGAACCUUUUUCUUUCUUGGAUAAGAAGACUUCUUGGUUUUCGGAAUUGCUAUUAAGGGCAUAACAAAUAAAGUUUCCAUAUACGGCCAAGAAUUAAUUUUACAAAACAGCUGCUACCACUCCUUCGAGGCUUUUUAUAGCCACUAAAAUAAUUCUUAUCUGAAACAACCCAUGUCCAUGAGAAACAACAUUGGUCAUUAAUAAAAUGAAGAUAAUCUAUUUUAAUGGAAUAACUUGUCCCACUCUGCCCAAACCCCAAACGAAUUAGUAGUUUUCUUUUUUCGUGCAUCGAGUAUUCGGUUUGUACGUGUGCCAUAAUUGAAUUGUUUUGUGUUGUUUUCUUGAACAUGAUUGGCUAAUUAAACCAAAGCUUUGUUUCUGAUGAGAAAGACUUUGGCUGGGUUGUUUAUAAAUUGUGAAACAGGCAGAGCUAGCUAGUCAAUUAUCUUAUUCAGUAUUUCUGCACAGCCCUUUUUUUGGUGAAUUAUUCUGCACCUACACCCCUUGGUGAAGAAUUAUAAUUAAGUUUGCAGGCCUUCCAAUUAACAUGGAGCCACAGUGUGCAAUCAAGAAAGAUGCCACUGAAUUGAUAGGUAAUACCCCAAUGGUAUACCUGAACAACAUAGUGGAGGGGUGUAUGGCCCGCAUUGCUGCUAAGUUAGAGUCCAUGCAACCUUGCUUCAGUAUCAAAGAUAGGACAGCAUUUAGCAUGAUCAAAGAUGCUGAGGAUAAAGGCCUCAUUACACCGGGAAAGAGUGUUCUUGUUGAGGCUACAAGUGGGAACACGGGCAUUGGAAUGGCAUUCGUAGCAACAUUGAAGGGGUAUAAAGUCAUAGUGGCUAUGCCAGCUUCUGUGAGUCUUGAGAGAAAAAUUGUACUUCGAGCCUUUGGAGCUGAAGUCUAUCUCACUGACCCUGCCAAAGGAACCGAUGCAGUUCUUAGGAAGGCCGAGGAGAUAGUGAAUAACACGCCCGGAAGUUACAUGCUCCGCCAGAUUGAUAAUCCUGCUAAUCCAAAAAUUCAUUACGAGACCACUGGUCCUGAGAUUUGGAGAGACUCCGGAGGGAAAGUUGAUGCUUUGGUUGCAGGGGUAGGAACCGGGGGUACCAUAACGGGUGCUGGCAGAUUCCUCAAGGAGAGAAACCCCAAUGUCAAGCUGUACGGCAUAGAACCAGUUGAAAGUGCAGUCCUCAGUGGAGGACCGCCAGGUGAUCACCUAAUCCAAGGGAUUGGUAAUGGUCUCAUUCCAAGUGUACUGGAUUUUAAUCUCCUAGAUGAAGUUAUUCAGGUACCUCUCAACACUAUUGCCACUCAAUUUUCAAUUUUGAUUCAGAAACCUAUAUUUCCAAGGAGUCAAUCUAUCUAUCUUUUAGCCUGGUGUAGCCUCAAAAUUUGUUAUUUUUGUUUUGCAGAAAAUUUACUCAAAUAAUCUUAAUAUAUUUAGAUUUUAUGCAGAUAUAUCUCAGACUCAGUUACCAAUAAAUGACUCAACAGUAUGUUGGAGUGGAAGUGAAUAUUUGUUUAGUAGUUGUAGUGGGUGGCUGUCAAAUAUUUCAAAUUGUAUUUUUUCUUAUUUUUAAAUUCACUUAGAUGCCCAGAAAUUUCAAAAUAAAUGGUAUUAUUUUUUAGAGUAUAGUUUGUUGUCUCUGGGAAGAUAUGUGAUCAUGCAUGGUAAGAAAAAAUAUACUUGAGAGGAAAAAUCAGAAAACGGUUAUUAUUUUGUUAUUUUUGUUUCCUAAUCCUACCAAACAUGACAAGAUCAUUUUUAAUCUCUUUUUUUUUAAUUUAUAUACUUAAUGCUCUUCAUUUUUUUUUUAUUUUUCAUUUCUGACACUUGAAGUAGCUUGUUAAUGUCACAUGCUUCUAAGUGUUAUAAGUGCGGCCAUUUUUGUCAAAAGUUUCCUUUCCCAUUUUCAUGCACUCUGAUCCUUAGCAUGUUUUUCAUAUAACCUAUUAUUUCACAUUUCAGAAUGAGACAUACUGAUUCUGAAUCUAUGAUUCAUAAAACAUGUUUAGAUUUUAUAAGAAUAUAUAAAUUGAUAUGCUUGAAAAAAUAGAAGUGUCACUGAAUUGCUAGCGAAAAAGUCCUCCCAGCCUUGUACAUUUAAUUAUAAGCAAAAGAAUCACAAAUCAGGGCAUUAAUUGCGGGCUAAGACUGACAAUGCUCUACAAUUAGUACAAGUUAUUCAACACACACAUAAUGUUUACUCAGCUAGCUACUGUUACAAGGCAUUUUGUCAAGGCUAACAAGGUCUGUAAA
Glycine soja is the source of this 2302-nucleotide messenger RNA. Its product is annotated as cysteine synthase-like. Gene Ontology annotation, cellular component: cytoplasm. Gene Ontology annotation, molecular function: cysteine synthase activity. The record is from RefSeq and is a predicted model, not a curated record. The transcript has 9 exons. Bases 590 to 1471 code for a protein of 293 amino acids. Lineage: Eukaryota; Viridiplantae; Streptophyta; Magnoliopsida; Fabales; Fabaceae.